Olea europaea var. sylvestris is the source of this 2340-nucleotide messenger RNA. RefSeq names its product WEB family protein At5g16730, chloroplastic-like. The coding region runs from base 166 to 2124 and encodes 652 amino acids. The transcript is spliced from 3 exons. NCBI's taxonomy places the organism in Eukaryota, Viridiplantae, Streptophyta, Magnoliopsida, Lamiales, Oleaceae. The record is from RefSeq and is a predicted model, not a curated record.
GCGUGCCUAACAAAUACCCGCCAACUUCGGACUUUGUCAUGAACCUAGCUUUCAACGAAAAUACAAAAAUCUGCUUAUACUUUUUUUUUCCCCUGCUUAUUUUCGCCAAACUUAUUUUCUGAUUAUCCGAAGGAAUCACAGCCAUAGUUCAAGAUUCACCAUACAAUGUUACGUUCCAAAUCAAGAUCUGGGUCGAAUGAUUUUGGCCAGAAGAAUCAUUAUACAUCGGUGUUGUCUAGGACCCUUUCUGCUUCAAAGUUUUGUAGGGGAGGUGAUUUGGUCUCACAAAUUGAUUCUAAUGCCCUUAAAAUUGCUGAUAAAAAGUCUUCCAAGAAACUGAGUAAUCGGACUAUGUCAAUGGAGAAACAGAAGGGGGAGUUGGAGGCAGAGCUCCACAGGACUAGGGCACAAUUGGGAGUUGCUGAGGUAGAAAGAGAUAAAGCCCUUGAUGAACUUAGAGAGGCAAAAGAAAAAGCUGUCGAGGCGAGUAUUGGAUUGAGUGAAGGUAGUAAGGUCGAGGAAUUAAAGAUGGAAUUGAAGAGUUUGAAAGAAAUUCUAACUAAUUCACAUGAAGAAUUGAAGGUUAAAGAUGAUAAGAUUAAGUCUUUAGAGUUGGAACUUGGAAAGACGAAGCAAUUUGAGUUCGCUUUGUUAGAGAGAGAUGCAUCUUUAGAUAAGUUGAAGGAGGAGUUUAGUAGUGUGAGAGAGUCAAAUAUGCAGGCAACAGAGUUGUUGUCUGAGGGUGAGAAGAAGAUUCGAGAAUUAGAAGACCAAGUAGAGAGAGGCAAGCAAUCGGAAUCCAAAAUGAUUGAUUUGAUGGAAAUCAAGACUAAACAGCAUGAGCAGACGGAGAUUGUUCUCGAAGAAUUGAAGCUUGAAACCACUUCUCUUCGUGAGAAAAUUGAAUUGUUGCAAGACUCGUCUAAGCAAAAUAGCAGAGAUCUUAAUAAUGCUGAUUUUAGUGAUGAAGAGAAUGAAGGGCUAAAGGCUGAGCUGCGAUUGACAAAGGAGAAUCUGGCUCGUGCCCAAGAAGAUGAAAAGAAAGCUUCAUUGAAGGUUAAGAGCCUACUCGAAGAGAUGGAAUUGCUUAAAAACGAACUGAAGUUGGCAAUUGAUGCAGAAGAGAGGAGUACGAAUGCCAUGGAAGAUUUAGCUUUGGCAUUGAAGGAAGUUACAGCAGAAGCCAAUCAAACAAAGGAGAAACUUGUUAAUGCCCAAAUGGAACUUGAGCAAAUUAAAGCAGCAGCAGAAAAACUGAAGGAAAUGGCGGGAAGUACGGAUGAAAGGCAUCAAAAGCUUUUAGAUGAAGCUAAACAAGAAGCAGAAUUAUACAAGAAUACUGCGGAUAGACUGAGAUUAGAAGCCGAGGAGUCAAUUUUGGCUUCGAACGGGAAGGAAAUGGGGUUCGUCAGUUGUAUAAUAAGAGCUGAGGAGGAAGCAGCUGUUGCAAAACGUGAGAGUGCAAGACUUGCCGAGUCCCUCAAGGCAGCCGAGGAUAUGGCACAAGCAGCACGGGACGAAACUAACAAAUUGAGGGAUAUACUUAAGCAGGCUAUUAAUGAAGCCAAUGCUGCAAAAGCAGCAGCAGACAUUGCUAGAGAUGAAAAUUCCCGACUCAAAGAUUGUCUUUCUGAAAGGGAUGAAGCCUUGAAUUUUCUUACCCCAGAAGAUGAAGGCCUUAGAAUAAAUUCGAAGAUUGAGGAUAAGGAGAAGAAUGGGACGUUCGUGGAUAGGGAACACAAGGAAAAUAAUUUAAAGAAACUUGAAGAUCUGAAGUUCAUGAACGAGCAUGAAAAUUCGGAUGAGAAACUUUUAUAUGAAGAUCCCAAUAAGGCAGAGGCCUUAAAAGGCUCAAUUUUUUAUUCUUCUGCAGAAACACCAAGAUCAGAGCUUCGUACGCCAAAAUCAUCGGUUUCUACUCACCCAAGAGGGUAUUCUUCUUCCAUCACAGAUAAUACAGGAACACCAAAUUCGGAAGAUUUUGAUAAUUUAGAUAUUAGAGAUAGAAAUUCUCAAAGAAGAAGGAAAACAAUGUUUGGGCGAGUAGGAGAUCUACUGAUGAUUGGAAGAAGUUUUCACAGGAAGGAACCGUCCACUGAAUCAACACCUCCUGCACAUCCCUGAACUCAAAAGAUAAGAAAACAAUAUAAUACAUAUGUGUUUAAUGUAUUAUGUAAAGACAAAUUUCAGUUAGUUAAUUUUUCUUCGUAAUCUUUCAUUUCCAUGUUUUUGGGGUAUACCUUUGAGGAUUUUUUUAGUUUAUAUGUUAGAUAUUGAAGUCUUACACAGAUGUCAUGAAGUUUACUCUUUGAAUGCCAAAGGAUAUUCUGUAUGUUUUCA